UUUUGACAAUACGUGCUGAAGGCACAAAUUCUUGCGGUUGACUUUUUCAUUGCGGUGUGCAACAUAUUUCUAAAAAAGCUAAUAUAUUCAAUGAAAUUAUAAUUUAUAAUUCACUAUAUGUAUAACAUAAUUAUUUCUAUAAAAAAUAAAACUGAAUAGUUUAAUUAUGUCUGCAAUUACGCGUUUGUUGACAAAAAAUUUACGUAAUUCUAAUGGGAGUGUUGUACAGAUUCGUCAGCUGAGUGCACAGCAAGAAUCAGAUCAAGAGCUUCACGAUGAAGAAUUUCGUGUUCUUAACCUGCGUGAGAUUAAAAAACCCGUACAGAAGAAACGAGUUGUAAAGAAACAAGAACAGCAACCACCGCGUACAACAAAAAUGGCAAUUGACCAAGAUUGGACAGCUGUAUGGCCAGGUCCACGCUCCUUCCAUCCGGCAUCUGUACCGUUACCGUUAAGACAAGGUUACGCUUUAAAAGGAGCAGCAUCACCAUCAAAAUAUGCCAAUGCUGAGCUAAUGAAGAUACCAAAUUUUUUGCAUUUAACACCACCAGCCAUAAAACAACAAUGUGAAGCAUUAAAGAAAUUUUGUACACCUUGGCCGAAAGGACUGGAAACAGAAGAAAAAUGUAGAAAGCAUUUUCCAAUCGAAGUUAUACAUACAGAUUAUUGCCAUGGUUUGCCAACAAUACGUCAUCCCGAGGCACGACGUGUAACACUAAAAAUUAGUCUUAGUGAUUUAAAAUUCGAUUCACAUGCAAGGGAUAAAUUUUUACGAUUAGUUGGAGAGCGUUAUGACCGUGAAACAGAUACUCUAACUAUUGUGGCAGAUCGUUGUCCGUUACGAAAGCAAAAUUAUGAUUAUGCUAUAUAUUUAUUGACAGCUUGUUAUCAUGAAUCAUUUAUAACAGAACCAUGGGAAGCAACUAAAGUGGAAGCUGAUAUGGAAUUAUAUCAUUUUAAUCGCAAUGUGUCUAAAGUAUCUGCUGAGGCCAUUUUGAAUUGGGGCAAUAACGAUGAUGCCAAUAAGGUAAAUGCAAGUGAAUCCUUUGGCAAAUGCGUGGAGGAUCUUAUCAAUGAUGGUGAAAACGAGUAUAGUUUAGGUAAAUACAAAGAAGAAGUUAUCAAACUUCUAGGUUUAAAUAAGAACUAGAAAAUGAUAGGCUUUUAGUUCAUUGUUAUCAAGUCGCAUCGAUUGAAAAAGUUUUAAUUAAAAUGUUU
Molecule: messenger RNA, 1218 nt
Organism: Teleopsis dalmanni
Lineage: Eukaryota; Metazoa; Arthropoda; Insecta; Diptera; Diopsidae
Gene: mRpS35
Product: 28S ribosomal protein S35, mitochondrial
Exons: 2
Coding region: 167-1150 (327 amino acids)
Biological process (GO): mitochondrial translation
Cellular component (GO): mitochondrial small ribosomal subunit
Molecular function (GO): structural constituent of ribosome
Source: RefSeq, a predicted model, not a curated record